Messenger RNA from Periophthalmus magnuspinnatus, 1470 nucleotides. RefSeq names its product mitochondrial transcription termination factor 3 (gene mterf3). The record is from RefSeq and is a predicted model, not a curated record. Gene Ontology annotation, biological process: regulation of DNA-templated transcription; mitochondrial ribosome assembly. NCBI's taxonomy places the organism in Eukaryota, Metazoa, Chordata, Actinopteri, Gobiiformes, Gobiidae. Gene Ontology annotation, cellular component: mitochondrion. Gene Ontology annotation, molecular function: double-stranded DNA binding. The transcript has 8 exons. Bases 163 to 1332 code for a protein of 389 amino acids.
AUCUACUUCCGGGGUUUGCACGUUUUUUGUUGACAUAACUGCACCGUCUCUGUUAAAGACAAGAACGAAGAAGAUUUGGCGUUUUACUGUUUGAUAUCUUUGUGUGAUUCAUGUAUAUUUUUCAAGGAGGUCGUGUCGUCUUUUAUUCUAAAUCUCAGAAUCAUGAUGGCUCCAGGGUGUUUGCUGUUGUGCCUGAGAUGCAGAAAUCUUCUUGGCAGCAGGAUUUCCACACAACAUUUGUCCCUUCUCGUACAAAGCUGCGCAGCACCAUUGCCAAGUGGAAACCCAACAGGAACAAGAAGGAUACAGAUGUGCUAUUACAGCUCUGCUAAACAUUUGGAAGUACUGACCUCAGCAACAGAUUUUGUAUCUAAUAAAAGCUGUGUAUUGCAGGGCCCAAAGCAGGCAAUAGAUCUAGAUGAUAAUGUUGAGCUCUCUGCGUUGGAGGAGAUUGAUGAUGAAGAGGCUGUUAGGAUAUCUGUUCCUACAGCUCUGCCUCCAUCAUCCACUUCACUCAAAGACUAUGUUGACAAAUCAGAGACUCUGAGUAAACUCGUGCAGCUAGGUGUCAAUCUUUGGAAGCUUGAACAAAGGCCUAAUGUAGGCUCUAUGCUUUUGAGACUUGAUUAUGAGACUGAUGUUGCAACAAAGCUGCUGUUUCUCAAAGACAUUGGGGUUGAGGACUCAUGUCUUGGCUAUAUUAUCUCACGUAAUCCAUUUAUUCUCACACAGAGUUUAGAAAACUUGAAUACAAGGGUGAACUACCUCAAGUCUAAGAAGUUCAGUCAAGACACAGUAGCAUCAAUGGUGUCAAGAGCACCAUAUCUGCUCAGCUUCAGUGUGAAGAGGCUGGACAACAGGAUGGCUUUCUAUCAGCAGCAGCUCAACCUAAGUGUUGCCAAUACAAGAAAUGUUGUUUCUCGUCUACCCCGAUUAUUGUGUGGUAGUUUGGAGCCUGUGAAGGAAAAUCUGAAGGUAUGCGAAAUAGAGCUUGGCUUUAAAAAGAAUGAGAUUCAGCACAUAGUCCUUGCUGUCCCCAAAGUGCUCACAGCAAAUAAGAAGAAGCUAAUCCAAAUAUUUGAUUUCCUUCACAAUACCAUGAAGGUGCCUCAUCACUUGAUUGUCAAGUUUCCACAGGUUUUGAAUACAAAAUAUUUGCGUGUCAAGGAGCGACAUCUUUUUCUUGAAUAUCUGGAAAAAGCCCAGUAUGAUCCUACACAGCCAAACUACAUUGCCCUCGACAGCCUGAUUUCUUUACCAGAUGAGACCUUCUGUUCUGAACUGGCAUCAGCCAAAUUAGAAGAUUUCUGUUUGUUUCAAAAAACUCUGUAAUAUAACAAAUAUAACCCACUUUAAUGAAUGAAAGGCAGAUGUAUUUGAUCUUAAAAUGAUUAAACACUUGACAAUUUCAAGAUUAUAUACAUCAAUUGUUCACUGUAAAUUGUAAAAUAAACUUGAUUUGACACAAUG